CCCGUGCAGAACUGCCCUUUUCACACGCACUUCCUGCAUUCUUUGUACCCGCUCCCAUCUGCUCCCACCUGCAGGCCGUGGUUCAGUGUGCCCUCUCAAUCCUCACCCAGCAGCUCGGCUGCAUGCAUCGUGUGCUGCGACACUGACCAGGGUCCUGUUCGCGGUAGCGGGUCCUAAGCGCACGAGAGCUUCUCGAGAAGCAUUUGUGGCCGCUCGAGGAACACAAGUGUGACUUCACUUGAUAUAGCGCGCAUGUCUGGCAACGCAUCAUGUCCUCCGGUCAAGUGUCGCGGCAGAGGUCCCACUCGACCAGAUCGACAACGUCGAAGCGUUCGGGAGGAAUAAGACAGACUCCCCCGCCAGCUAGUCUCACACCUGACAAUGGCGACUCGGCAUUCGAACCUUGCGCAGCGACCGCAUCCUUCCUGUUAUACGCCCAACGGAGCCAAAUUCUCGUCCUACAUCAUGAUACUUUAACAAUCGAAAGGCGAUUUGCGCUGCAUCGGGAGGAUGUGCUAUGGAUUGCUGUGGACAAUGUCAGUGAACGAGGAUCAGGUCGGUUGGCAGUCAGCUUCGACGUGGGCAAGACUGCCAUUGUCUGGGAUAUCCUCAGUGGCGGAGAAGUGGCACGCUUUUCUGCUUAUGAACACAUGAGAGUCGCGAGCUUUAUGCGCAACGGCAACAUUGCAUUUGCAAACGAUCAAGGGAACAUCAUCCUUUUCGAACCUUCCACAUCGGAACAUGUCUCGGCACGCACGAUAUUCGAUCCUAUCACUGCAAUUGCGCCAGCAUCAGAUUGCAGAACGUUUGCGAUUGGGUACCUGAAUGGCUCGAUAUUAAUCGCCACUCUACAGCCUUCAUUCACGAUACUGCAUACACUCAAUACCACACGAUCGCCUGCACGGAUCACAGAUCUCGCCUGGCAUGGAUCUUCGUCGAAGCAGAAGACGGAUAUGCUUGCUACGCAAACAGCAGAUGGCGAUCUGCGAGUGUGGAGUGUACCCAAGGCACAGCAUGGAGAAACUCCCAACAUCAUUCGAGUCCUGCAGAGACCAGAAGUGCAGCAGUCUGGCCCAUGCUGGUUUGCGUGGUCGAAGAACGGCCGGAUUGUGCAAUAUGCCGACGGUGAAACACGCUCUUGGGACGUUCGUACCAAGAAAGUCACCUACGAAAUCAUCCCAACCUGCGAUGGUGUGACUGGCAUUGCCAACUAUGGUCCCACUGCAACGCUGUUCGCGCUGGGCCGCAAUCACGCUGUCUUCCAGUAUGACAUUAACCCCAGCUCCACUCCAAUGCAGGUCGCCAACGCACAGCAUGCACCCGCAAAUACACCUCCGACGCCGCCCACUAUGCUCGAGGAACGCAAGAACCCAUAUGCAGAGUCCGGGAGGUCAUUGAGCAUCGAUCAGCAGAUUCCGUUUACCUUUACCGAUAAUGAGAGCAGUGCAGACGAGAGUGCGGCAAUGUCACCAUUGCAGAAGAUUGCCAAGGAAAUGGACUCGCUCGAUGCGUUGGAGUCUGAAAUUCGUGACAAGGUCAUGCCACUCAGUCCUCAUUCCAGUCAAGCAUCAUCAUCUACCAGUUCGAAGAGCUCAGGGCGAAGGCGUCAGCGCCAGUAUCUAUACGAUCGACCGGAUUCUUCGAGGGCGUCCUCUGACGCUGGGUACGACGGCACCGAGUUCUCCUUUGGACCACCUCCGAAGAUGGGGCAUGAAAGCAUGUCGAUUCGAUCCGUCGCGUCUUCUCUGCCAUCUGCAUCCGCAGCUCGUCACACACGAAGAUCCUCCAAUCUGCGGCGGGAGAUAUUGCGAAGUCCAGAAGAAGCGCAAGAGACAGCACUGAUGGACCUCUUCCCCACGAUCAAGGCUCGCCUUCGAGACGUUGCUUUUAGAACGCCGCAGUAUGGGAAUGCCGCAAGAACUCCGGAUCUGCUGCUAUCCGAAAUGCUCAGUGUGGUAUUUGGCUGGAAUGACAGUGUACAAAGUUUAUUACAGGAUGAAAUGUCUCGACACCGGCCUGGUUCCGCAGCAGCUGUGCUACUUGCCAAAUGGCUCGGCGACAUGGGUGCAGACAGUAUGGCCUCGAUGAUUGGGUCGGAAUCCAUGACAUCUUCGGACUGGAUGCUUCUCGCACUGAGCUCCAUUGGGGCAGACUCGCAAAAGAAGGUGGGCGAGGCUUUUGUGCAGCGUCUCCUGGAGAAGGGAGACAUCCAUCCGGCUGUGGCGAUUUUGCUCGGGCUGGGCGAGCACGACGAUGCCAUUGAAGUGUACGUUUCACAGCAGUAUUGGCUGGAAUCGGUUCUACUCGCCUGUCUCACGUCGCCUUCGGACUGGCAGCGGAUCUCGUAUCUCAUUCGCAAAUGGGGCGAAGCAGCGGUCACGUCUGGUCAACCGGAGUUGGCUGUCAGGUGCUUUUCAUGCACCAGCGUGGAAACUUCGGAGCCAUGGUUCUCACCACGAUCUCAAGACGCAGUCUAUGCGGCGCAGCAAGAGCGUUUCAUGCAGCCUCUGAGCGCUGGAGGAAUGACCAGUCCGCCUCUUUCACCGCCCUCUCGAUCUGCGUCGGCUCGAUUAACAGCCAAGAAUGCGUCUCUCAAGCUCAUCACAUCCUUCGGCGACCAAGGCGCUCCGGUGUCAGGCCAAGGUGGCACAGCCAGGCCACUCAAUACCGCCCUCGGCGUCACUCCGAUUGCCCAGUCUGCUUUAUCCCCUGGGGGAGUCGCUCCGUGGAAAGCGAUGAGAGCCACUCGUGAGCCAUCGACCGCCAGGACUGCAACUCCGGGAGGAUACCAAUCACGGAAACGAUUGCCAUCCCGCGAUGAUAUCGCAAGAGCCAAACAGGAAGCUGCCGAGCUGGCCACUCCCAUGACAGCCGCUCGUGAGAAGAGCUCCUCAAGAACUCCGAAUCUGGCGCGUCGCGAUCCAUCAGCGGACCCCGUCAGCGCGGUACGACAGGGUCAUCAUGAUGUGAUGAGGCGCGCUCCGGAUGUGGAUGAUGGCCACCUCCCAUCUCCAGCACAAGGCGUCUUCUCCCGGCUGAAAGCCGAACCUCGCACGUCUGACAGUCCUCGAGAACGCAAGCUAGGAGGGCUUCAAGUCGAAAUCAUGGAUACAGCCUAUACUGAUGCCCUGUCUCCAGGACCAAGCACCGAUGCGAGUAGCCGGAGUCGACAGGGCGCGUUCAGUCCCAUCACAGAUGGUAGCACGAGAAGUGGCAAAGGACGGGCCAUCGAUGCGUAUAUCAGCAGUGUCGAAGAAGCACGAGUCACAGCUCGCGAAGUGCGAGCUUCCUCCAGAGCUCAGAGUAGACAGCGCAACCGCAGCCGGAAACGAGGUGAAAGCCGAUCUGGUCGGACGAGCAGUCGAAUGCGGGAACGAUCAGAGGGACGAAAAGAUGUUCGUUAUAUCAAACCGGCCAAACGUUCGCCUUCAUCGCCAGUGCCCAUGUCACCGGAAGAGAUUGCUCAGGCGAGCAGUGGUGCACAGCAAAUCCAACCGGAACCUGCCACGACUGACGAUGAGAACUUCUACAAGAUGAACAUCGCGUCGCCGACCGAAUCGCAGCGUAGUGGCAGGACGAAGCGGAAAUCGGCUGAGAAGGCGCAAAGCCGUGCAGCGGACAAAUUCGCACUUAUUGGAGGAUUAGCUCCGCUGCAACUUGGUGGCGAGCGAGGACGAAGCCAGAAUCGUGAGAUCGAGCCUCCGCUUCGUUCUCCUUCUUUGCCCACCCUGUCGUCCAAGCGCUUUGGUGAGGCAGACGACGACGAUGCGCAACAGGAGACUCGUGGCUUUCGUAUGCGAGCUCGCAGCAUUAGCCGCCAGCCAGGCGAUGAUCUGCAGUCUCGUAGACAAGCAAGUCGUGCUCUGCCAGAGCGUUCGAGCAGCCGUAGGCCUAGCGCUCAAGGCGAACAGAUCAUCGCCAACGCUUCCGACGUUUUUGGCUUGAGUGCUCAGGCUGGCGGAGUGUCCCUCGACACGUCAGAGCCUCCUGCAUCUGUGGCGGGACAGCCUCGUGCCCGUAACAUGACGAGGAAGCAAAUUGCUGCUCAGGAACUCGAAGCAAGGAGGCGUUCGUUGGCCCGAAGACCAUCUGCACCGUCCAUACCCCUACCGGGAGACCUCCUCGCUGCCGGUCGACCGCCAAUGCCACCACGAUACCACACGGACCUCGGUGAGAGCCCCACCACGUACGAAUCCAUGGCCAGAAGCCACACGGUUGAUCCUGAUGUGAUGGCGCGAUACAACAACAACAACAACAACAACCAAGCAAAAGUCACGGGAACAUCGACGCCAUCUGCACCGAUCGGACUCCCAGCGACUCCUCGUGCCAUGCGGCAUCCGCGCUACAUGAGCAGUGACCCCAACGAACGAGAUGGCGACCCUCCCGUUCCGAGAAUACCGGGCCAGUACAGCGAACUAUCUUCCCUUGGUAGCAGUCUCAGUCAGGUCACUGGUUCGGCACUCAGUCAAAUGUCGUCGUCAGAUCAGCAGCCUUCGUUGUUGUCGUCAGUGCAACACUCUACACUCUCGGAAAGCAGCGACUCGAUCGGCCCACUCCUGCCUGCGACUGUCUUUGGCCAAAAGGGUCAAGCCUUGCCUUCGCGCUCUGCAUCAGCUCCUCCUGAAAACCAGUCACAAGUGCACCCGCUGUACAAGCCCACCCUCCCAUCUUCCAACCGCCGAUUGUCUGCCGGUCGCGGCCAUGUUCGAAAGAUCUCGCCACCAGAUGUCAACAUCAAAUUUGAUGAGCAGCCCAUCAGCAUUGAUGCUGCAUUAUACGACGAAGACCAGGUCAUCAUCAUCCCCGAAGCCGACAUGGGUCCACCGCCUAUGCUCGCCGAGCUGCAACAUCUUGCGGGUCCGCCGCCUCCACCGCCGCCGCCGACCAUGUAUCAGCAUCAGCGGAGUGGUUCUGGCGUGAUUAACAUUGCCAUCGAUGAGCAUGGAGCCGACUCUCCGGGUCCCACGCUGCCGAUGCCCAUGGAGCGAGCGCAGACAACCUCUCCAUCACAGCACCGCAAGAAUGCGCCCAGCGGAAGCUGGAUGCGUGGCUUCGGCGAUCGCAUGCGAAGCAGCUCUAAAUCUCGAGCCAAAUCACCUCCUACUGUUGCUGCUCCUGCGCCUUACGAGACCGUGCUCCCCCCGAUGCCAGGAUACACCGGCCAUGUCCGUCAUGAGAGUUUCUCUCAACAACGUGCCCAAAGCCCUUACGAGCAGGCCAUGGCCGCACAGAACCAAGGCCAAAUUCCCAUUCCGCCUCCUCCACCUCCUGCCCCCACGCAUGGCCCAGAAAGUAAACUCAACGAGACCAGCAUUCCACCUGUCAUGACGCUUCCCUCUCGCAGUCAGAGCUCAACUGGAUAUCGCAACCCGAAAGAAAUCCGAGCGAAUAUGCCUCCGGAAACCCUUCAGCAAGGUGUCUAUAAUGGCUCGGGAGGCAUGAUUUAGAAGUUUGUCAUCUUUUUUUUUUGGCAGAGCCCGAUAAUUGCAUUAUAUGAGAUCGAUCUUUUGCAUAAUAAUCCAUCUACCUACCUACCUACCUACCUAUUUUUUCCAUGCAUCAAUCGAGCUCAAGCAUUGCAAACACAUACACACUCUUCUCUCUUUUUGCAACUUUUCUUUUAACGAACCUGAACGACAUCAUCAUGCCCCCCCUCAACCAAUUAUUCGACGAAAUUUUAGAUUCUACUACGUUAUCUAUAUAUCAAAUCAAAUCAGUAA
Messenger RNA from Sphaerulina musiva SO2202, 5720 nucleotides. RefSeq lists its product as uncharacterized. Gene Ontology annotation, biological process: positive regulation of transcription by RNA polymerase II. The record is from RefSeq and is a predicted model, not a curated record. The transcript has 4 exons. The coding region runs from base 270 to 5447 and encodes 1725 amino acids. Gene Ontology annotation, molecular function: transcription factor binding. Gene Ontology annotation, cellular component: nucleus. Lineage: Eukaryota; Fungi; Ascomycota; Dothideomycetes; Mycosphaerellales; Mycosphaerellaceae.